Messenger RNA from Thecamonas trahens ATCC 50062, 1873 nucleotides. RefSeq lists its product as uncharacterized. Gene Ontology annotation, biological process: SCF-dependent proteasomal ubiquitin-dependent protein catabolic process. The transcript has a single exon. The record is from RefSeq and is a predicted model, not a curated record. Bases 39 to 1844 code for a protein of 601 amino acids. Gene Ontology annotation, cellular component: SCF ubiquitin ligase complex. NCBI's taxonomy places the organism in Eukaryota, Apusomonadida, Apusomonadidae. Gene Ontology annotation, molecular function: protein binding.
GCCGCAGCCAACCGAACCAGGCCCUCCAGCCAUCCAGAAUGGACGAGGCCGGCCCGUCGACUCGAGACGGGCUUCGACUCACGGUACAUGAUCUCCCUCCCGAGCUCAUGCUUCACAUUUUCUCGUUUGUUGACACUGCCACGCUUGUCCGCCUCCGGCGCGUCUGCUCGACCUGGCGCUCUCUCGCAGAGGACAAUGCUCUCUGGCGCAAGCUGGUGACCGGCACGUUUGAGCGAUGCGGGCACCAGAUCAAUGGCAACUCCGAUCUGCGGCCUGCUGCAGAACUGCACCUGGCAUCAGUUGUCUCGCGCCACUUCCAAGCUGUCAUGGCUGCCAAUCCCGACCUGGCUGCCCGCCGUCCCGACUUGGAUCGCCCGCUCCCGCCUUUGCUGGCUGCUCCCGCCGAGCGAGCGCGAUCCUCCGUGGCUCGUCAUCACGAGAGCGAGGAGAGCAGCGCAAGCCGGAGCAGUAGUGAUGCCAAUAGUUGGGUUGAUGUCGCCGGCCUAGUCAUGACCUCUCGCCAAGUGCGGUCGUUGUCCGACAGGGAGGCGCCGCGCGGCCCCCACCCGCCGAUUACUUCGACCGAACACAAUCCGCAGCAGUUCUUCAUCAACCACACGCUUCCGGAGGAAGCGAUGGGUGACUUGUUGGCACCGGUAGCAAUGGUGUCUCAGGCGCAAACGCAGGAUCGUCCGUUGCUGAGUGCCGAGAUUGUGGCGCAGUUUGUGCCGACGCCUGGGCUCAACUCGGUCUACCGCGCGGUCGACGCGAUGGCGAUCAAGUCUGAAGACGCGCUUGUUGCGUGGCGGACGAAGCUUCGCGAGGAGCGGUUUGGCGAGUUGUUUGCCCUUGUGUUUUCUGUCAUCAUGCUUGCGUCGUCGGUCUUUGAGUGUGUGGCGAUCGUGCUCCUUGCCGACGGCAUCGUCGACUGGUCCUGGCGGGUUCUCGUUCCGAUUGCCGUCUUCUAUGCCCUCCUUCUUCUCACGAUUCCAUUUGAUGUUGGAUCGAAGAGUCCAGGCGGGGCGUGCUUUAUGGCGUGGAUGGUAGUCUGGACGCUGCUUGCGGUUGUCACCUUCUGCUGCCGUGGCGACAAUGUGGUGGUCGGUGAGUGGACGCCACACAGCGUGUACCUUCCGCUCAAUGCCGCGCUUCUCCCAAUUGAGUUGUAUUGGGGCAUGAUUUCAGGCGCGAUGCUUGUCGAGGCGUUUCGUUCGCGCCUGCGCGGGCUCGCAAUCCGUGUGUACUACGUCUUUACCGGCGGCGCCAUGCUCAUCCCACUCUCCUUCCUCAUCCAGUGGCAGAUCGAGUUUCCGGGCAGCAAGGUGACCUCGUGGUGGCACGCUCUGACGCCGUUGAUUGUGGCGGUGUGGAUGUUUGCGCCGACAUCGACCUUUGUGCUCUUACUCGACGCCGCUGUGCUUCAGCUCCCAAUUGCGACCGACGGUGUCCUGUCCUUUGUCGGCUGCAUGGGAGCCAUGUCGAUCUACGGCGGCAUCUUUGUCACGGUCGCCACCAACUCGCUACACAAUAAUCAGACGCUGGCGUGGGCCUUCUUUCCGGUCUUUUUCAUCCAACUCUACUCGCUGGUGGCCAUCGGUCUCAUGAGCUUUGAGUCGCGCGCCUUCUACGGCUGCUGCCCGCGGCCGUGCAUCCCGCUCUGGCGGACGUCACACCUGGGUGACGGCUCGUGCUGUCAGCCGCCGGUGACUCCACCCGCCUCGAUUCUACCACGAUCCGCAGCCUGGGCCGCCGUCGCCACCUCCCUUGAUCGGCUCGCAGUUGCCAACCGCCCUGCAUCUGCCCGCUACGCGUCCGACUCCGCGUCGCUGAGCGAUGUCGUGUGACGGCAGCCGUGAACGCCCAUCCAGUACAC